This is a messenger RNA of Puma concolor (puma), 768 nucleotides long. The record is from RefSeq and is a predicted model, not a curated record. Lineage: Eukaryota; Metazoa; Chordata; Mammalia; Carnivora; Felidae.
CUGUGGCUGUCGGUGGUGUCCGAGGUGCUGUACAUCCUCCUGCUGGUGGUCGGCUUCAGCCUCAUGUGUCUCGAGCUCUUCCACUCCAGCAAUGUCAUCGACGGGCUCAAGCUCAACGCCUUCGCAGCUGUCUUCACGGUGCUGUCCGGCCUCCUGGGAAUGGUCGCCCACAUGAUGUACACACAGGUGUUCCAGGUCACCGUGAGCCUCGGCCCUGAAGACUGGAGACCCCACUCCUGGGACUACGGAUGGUCCUUCUGCCUGGCGUGGGGGUCCUUUACCUGCUGCAUGGCAGCCUCCGUCACCACACUCAACUCCUACACCAAGACGGUCAUUGAGUUCCGGCACAAGCGCAAGGUCUUUGAGCAGGGCCACCGGGAGGAGCCAACCUUCAUAGACCCUGAGGCCAUCAAGUACUUCCGGGAGAGGUUCGAGAAGGGGGAUGGGCUCGAGGAGGAGGACCUUCACUUAGAUUGUCGCCACGAGAGACACCCUGCCCGGGGCUUCCCCUACCUGCGAUCACAGAAGGAGGGCAGUGCCAGGGGGCUUCUGCGAUCACAGAAGGAGGGAAGUGCCUGGGGAGCUCCCUGCGUGGGCUCGCUCCAGGCCUGUGUUUGGCCUGGUCCCCUGCAGGGUGAACAGAUCCGGGUAGUGGGUUUCGCAGCCCUCCCGGGGCUGGCCGCCUUCCUUCUGUGCACCCUGCACCUCCUUAACAUCACGCACGCCCCCAUCCCUACCGCAAGGUCUGCUGGGGGAGGCUCACACUAA